AUGGCGAGAGCUCAGAUCGUAGCUACUUGCCGCCAGGCACAGCCGCUCGUCGAUGCCGGUCUAGAGUCCCGCAUCCUUCUUCCGACGGACACCGAGUACGCCUGGCGAAAUAGCUCCUAUUGGUGCAACAAUGCGAAGUUGAAUCCGGCAUGUAUCUUGCUGCCGCGAUCUGCCUCUGAGGUUGCCACAGCAAUUCAAGCACUCGCUCAGGCCCGCCAAGAAUUUGCGGUGCGCGCCGGCGGACACAUGAACUGGGCGGGCAGCAAUAACAUCAGUGGUGGAGUGACCAUUGACCUGGGCUUCUUUGACUGGACUCAGUAUGACCCUGACACCCAGACAGCACGCCUGGGGCCUGGUGCCAAGUGGAAACAUGUGUACGCUGAGCUGGAAAGGCACGGCCGCACAGUUGUCGGCGCGCGAGAGGGCGAGUGUGGUGUUGGCGGCUUCCUGCUUGGAGGUGGCAACACCUUCCAUACGCCGAGUCACGGCUUUGCCUGCGACAAUGUUGUGGCUUACGAGGUAGUGCUGGCCGAUGGCCGUAUUGUCACUGCGGACGCGGAGGGCGAGCACAAAGACCUAUUCCGCUGUCUCAAGGGGGGUGGCAACAACUUCGGCAUCGUCACCUCCUUCCAAAUGGGUACAAUACCCAGUGGCCCUGUCUGGGGAGGACUGGCGCUGCCGCAAUUGGAUGCUGUCCCGGCCGCUGUGGACGCACUGGUUGAGUUUACAGCAAACUCUGUAAAGGACCCAAACAGCAACAUGCAACUGGUUGUUGGCCAUCAACCCAGGUUUGGGGGUGGUGUUGCCAUCACCCUCUGCAAUAAUAUGGCUGCCGUUGAGAAUCCGCCCGCCCUGCAGAGAACCUUGGCUCUGCCAGAGACUUUGAACAACUUCAAAACGACGACACUGGACGAAAUUCUGACUUACACGUCACUUCCACCCAAUUUCCACAACGUUUGGUUCACACUGACCUUGAAGAAUGAUUACUCCAUUAUCAACAAAGCUGCUGAGCUGCAUAAUCAGCUCGCCAAAGAGCUUCAGGCGAAGGUCCCCGGUGAAGAUUUCACCUCGCAUGUUUCAUUCCAGCCGGUUCCACGGUUGUUCGCGGAGAGGUCCCUGGCUGUCAACCUCAGCGGUAAUGUGCUUGGUCUGGAGCAAAACAAACACGACGCCAUCCUGAUCCAGGCCUCUGCCAGCGUUCCUACGCCUGAGCUGGAGGAGUGGGUCAGGCCGAAGGUUCGUGCUGUGGUUGAGGGCGUCCGCGCCUUUGCCGCCACAAUAGAUGGGGGCAUCAUCCCAUGGAUUUACCUCAACUAUGCCCUCAAGCCAAGAGGUUCUGCAGAGCUACGGCCCGGAUAA
Diaporthe citri is the source of this 1359-nucleotide messenger RNA. RefSeq lists its product as uncharacterized. The transcript is spliced from 4 exons. The record is from RefSeq and is a predicted model, not a curated record. Bases 1 to 1359 code for a protein of 452 amino acids. Gene Ontology annotation, molecular function: FAD binding. Lineage: Eukaryota; Fungi; Ascomycota; Sordariomycetes; Diaporthales; Diaporthaceae.